GAAAACGACUGUGGAGUUUAUGUAGUUUUACGUGAGAUUUGUGAUGACAGUUAUAAACAAGCGUUUGCCAUCUGCUGAAAGAAGAAAAGAGUGAUGCAGUGUGCGUGAGUGUGAUGUUUUGAUGGCACUAACGGAAAUGGAAGGGUUCUUGCGCCAUGUACAGAAGGGUAGAACUUCUCGGCCUUACUGUGACAACGAUAGCCCUUAUUCUACUCUUUGCAACAGUAAACCAACGGCCCACAAGAGAAUAUCCAAGACAUUAUCCCGUAUUGCAAGACUUAAUUUUAACGAACUCAUCUUUCGCCACGGUGCCCAUUAAAACGGUGGUUCGUCAAAACAAAUUCGUUAUAGAACAACAAUUAAAAGAUUAUCCAUUUCCAAAAAACAAAACAUUAACAGAUUUUACUCUUUCUGUUGGAGGAAAACCAGUCAGAAACAUUAUAAUAACCACAUGGAGAUCUGGAUCUACUUUCCUCGGAGAAGUUUUAAACGCUAUUCCAGGAAACUAUUACCAUUAUGAGCCCCUACUUCAUUAUGGUAUUAUGCAAAUUCGAGGCCCCCCAUUCGCCGAUUCUGCUGUUACUGUACUAGAAAGUCUACUUAAGUGCGAAUAUGACGAUUUGCAGGCUUAUUUAAAAUAUGGCCAAGAUCAUGUUUACCUAUUCACGCACAAUACGCGGCUUUGGACACAAUGCGAAUAUUAUCCAAAUUAUUGCUGGGAUCCCGAUUUUUUAAUGCAAUUUUGUAAACUGUUUCCCUUCCAAUCGAUGAAAGUAGUACGACUGAGACUACGACUUGCAGAGAGACUACUGCUAAACAAGGACCUAAAUGUUCGAGUUCUCCUUUUAGUUAGAGACCCACGAGGGAUAUUGCAAUCACGUAAACACAGAGAGUGGUGUCCGGGAAUACCCGACUGUGAUCAACCAAAUAUAUUGUGUGCAGAUAUGGUUUCUGAUUACAGUGCAGCCAUUAAGUUGAAACAUAAAUUUCCACAUAGAUUUAGUGUCAUUCGAUACGAAGAUCUUUCCUUAAAUCCGUAUAAUGAAGUUAAAAAAUUAUUACAAUUUUUCAACCUAUAUUUUCACCCCAAUGUGAUGAACUUUCUCGAUUCUCACACUAGAAUAAAUUAUGGCGGCUUAUCAAGUACAUUUCGUAAUUCAAAAAAUACUCCGUUUCAUUGGCGGAUGGAUUUAAACUUUUCAGAGGUUCAAUACAUAGAAGAACAAUGCACUCAAGCAAUGCACCUGUGGGGAUACGUUAAGGCUUACAACGAAACGAAUUUAAAGGAAUUCAACCCCCUUACAGAGUUUACAUUAGACAAUGAAUAACUUGUUGAAAAUGAAAUUAAAAAUUGUAGAAUCGCACAUAUCGCAGUUAAAGCAUAUCAUUUCGGUAGUUGCUUUAAAAUUAAACAAAACUGUACCGUAAAAAUUACCUGCGCUGUUGCAAUUAACUUAAAGUGUAAUAUUUAUGGAAUAAUACUCACGAUCGCUAAAUAAUUAAUUAAC
Agrilus planipennis (emerald ash borer) is the source of this 1508-nucleotide messenger RNA. RefSeq names its product carbohydrate sulfotransferase 4. Gene Ontology annotation, biological process: sulfur compound metabolic process; N-acetylglucosamine metabolic process. The transcript has 3 exons. Gene Ontology annotation, molecular function: N-acetylglucosamine 6-O-sulfotransferase activity. Lineage: Eukaryota; Metazoa; Arthropoda; Insecta; Coleoptera; Buprestidae. The record is from RefSeq and is a predicted model, not a curated record. The coding region runs from base 156 to 1328 and encodes 390 amino acids.